GGCUCCUCUAGGACGCUAGUUUUCACUUCACUUCCCGAGGCCGGGAUCCUUCUACCGCGGUUGCCUCUUCAGACCCUCUUCUGCCCUCAAAAUCGUGUUCCGGUCCUUCCCACGCGGCCAGAAUCGUUCUGCGGUGUUCAUCUGCUGGUCGGCUUGCUCUUUUUCCUCGCGGAGGGAAGCCUUUCCAUCUGUACGGACACCUCUCUUGGAAGAUGGCCGCGCCCGCUGUGCCGUUUCCAGCGACUUCCUUGUGCAGGGUCUGAUGUUCCUGAGCUGGCCGUAGCUUACCACGUGUUUAUCUAAUGGGAACUUGAGCCUCUGAAAGCCAAAUCCGGGAGGGGGACGAGAUUGAAAGUGCAAGAAAUGGGGUGGCUUCAACAGAUCAGAGACGUGCUCACUAACGGGCAAAACGGCCGCGUUGCCGCCUGUAAGUCCAGUACUGCAAGAUGGAUGCCCCCACCAUCCGCGGCUGAGUGGGCGCCGACAUAUUCCCUCCCCUACGUACAAGCCGGAAGUCUUGGUGUCCGCGCUGGCAAAACAUUCUCAAACUCUCCCUUGUAGGCCGCCGUAGGCCGAGCUCGGAGGCUGGCAGGGUCCUGGACUGGGAAAAUUGGCGGAAGUGCAACCUCGCCGAAGGUCCGCUGGGUUCCGGGGAGACUCAGGAUCACAUCGGUCCUGCAGUCAUACGUGUACCUGAGCACACAGGUAGCUCCUGGAGCAAGAUAUAUCAGGUGAAGUGAGGAGGUUCCUGGACCUGGUAUCGCCAUUUGUGGAGACACCAUUGACUGGAGACUAAGAUUUCUAACCAGAAAUUUAGAGCAGUUCGAGAAGGAACUAAAGACACGGCCCCCCAAGUUACUGGCCAUCUCCCAAUAACAGAAGAAUAUGAUCAAGGCCCAGGAAUUGCUGAGACUGGAGGAUGUGGCUGUGGUCUUCACCCGGGACGAGUGGCAGCUCCUGGGCCCUGCUCAGAAGGACCUGUACCGGGACGUGAUGUUGGAGAACUACAGCAACUUGGUGUCAGUGGGGUGUCAAGCCAGCAAGUCAGGUGCCCUCUCCAAGUUGCUAGGAGGAGAACCAUGGACAGUGGAAGAUGAGAUCCACAGUCACAUUUGUUCAGAAAUCAAGAAAACUGAUGAUCAUCUACAGGUACAGUUGCAAAAUCAAAGAUGUCAGAAGAAAGUGGAACAAUGCCAUAAAUACAGUGCGUCCAGGAAUAUCAUUCAUCAGAGAACAAAUAACUUUCCUUUAAGACAAAAUCAUGAUGUAUUUGACUUACACAGGAAAAGACUGAAAUCAAAUUUAAGUUUAGUCAACUGUAACAGAAGCUAUGAAGUAGAGAGUCCUGUUGAGGUUAAUGGAGAUGGAAAAUCAUUCCUCCAUGCCAGGCACGAACAGUUUCAUACUGAAAUUAAAUUUAUCGAAUGUGGGAAUUCUGUAAAUACAAGUUCACAUCAGAUAUCCCAAAAGACAGAUAAGCCUCAUGUAUGCACUGAAUGUGGGAAGGCCUUCCUCAAGAAGUCUCGUCUCAUUGAUCAUCAAAGAGUGCAUACAGGAGAGAAACCUCAUGGAUGCAGUAUAUGUGGGAAAGCCUUCUCCAGAAAGUCCCGGCUCACUGAACAUCAGAAAACUCACAGAGGAGAGAGACGGUAUGAAUGUGCUGAGUGUGACAAAGCAUUCCGCUGGAAAUCACAGUUCAUUGCACAUCAGAAAAUUCACACAGGAGAGAAACCCUAUGUGUGCAGUGACUGUGGGAAAGGCUUCAUCAAGAGGUCUCGGCUCAUUAAUCAUCAGCGAGUUCAUACAGGAGAAAAACCUCACGCAUGCAGUCUGUGUGAGAAGGCAUUCUCCAGAAAGUCCAGGCUCAUUGAACAUCAGCGGACUCAUACAGGAGAGAAGCCCUAUGAAUGCACUGAGUGUGACAAGGCAUUCCGCUGGAAGUCACAGCUCAAUGCACAUCUGAAAACCCAUACAGGGGAGAAAUCCUAUAUAUGCAGCGAUUGUGGAAAAGGCUUUAUUCAGAAAGGCAAUCUCACUGUCCAUCAGCGAACUCAUACUGGAGAGAAGCCUUACACUUGCAACGAAUGUGGAAGAGGCUUCAUCCAGAAGGGCAAUCUCCUUAUACAUCGGCGUACUCACACUGGGGAGAAACCCUAUGUAUGCAAUGACUGUGGGAAAGGCUUCAGCCAGAAAACAUGCUUGAUCUCACAUCAGAGGUUCCACACAGGAAAGACUCCCUUUGUGUGUACUGAGUGUGGGAAAUCCUGCUCACACAAGUCAGGUCUCAUUAACCAUCAGAGAAUCCACACGGGAGAGAAGCCCUACAGGUGCGGUGACUGUGGGAAAGCUUUCAGAGAUAAGUCAUGCCUCAAUAGACAUCGGAGGACUCAUACAGGGGAGAGGCCCUAUGGGUGCUCUGAUUGUGGGAAAGCGUUCUCCCACCUGUCAUGCCUUGUAUAUCAUAAGGGAAUGCUGCAUGCAAGGGAGAAACAGGUUGAUUCAGUCAAGCUGGAAAAUAGUUUCUCAAAGAGUCACAGCUCAUCACAUACAGGUGAUCCCAUGCAGGAGAAGAGUCUUGUUAGCAUGAUGAGUAUGCAGAUGCCGUCUUUGGCAACUCAGACUUCAUUAGGCAACAGUGAGUUCCAAGCAGAUAAGAGUACAGCCAUUGUGGGACACUCAGAUGUCAGGUGUUCACCCUCAGCAGAGACUAGACCUUGCACCAGAGAGAAAUCUUACAAAUGCAGUGAAUGUGGUAGUGCUUUCAGUGAUCAGUUACAUCACAUUUUAUGUCACAAAAAACAGGAGUAAAUCAUCAUACAUUAAAGAAAAACCCUUGAGAAAUAUAGCUCAUUAUAUGGCUGACAAGUGUAUGCAGGGAGAAAAAUAGUAUGAAUGCAAGUUGAAUAAAUCUAUCGGUGAUCACAGAUCUGUGGGUUCAGCGUUGGUAGAAAUAUAAUGACCAUGGAGAAGUCCUUGCCCAAAAGCAAGAUCUCUGUAGGUGUCAGAAUUCAUGCAAGAGAAAAAGAGUUGGGAGACGCUUGAAGGCAGUGAAAGUGGCAGGGCUGCCAGUGGUACGUUCUGUAUCAUACCAGAGGAAAGCAGUAAUAAAACUGAACACUGAAACAUUUCAGUGAAAGCAUACUUGAAGCAAAGAAACCUGUGAAGAUGAAGAAUGGAGAUUUUUACCUCAAGUCUAAUAUUUCAUGAGAGAUAAUGCAUAAAGGGCAUUUUAGGACAGUGUACCUUGAAUCAAACAGUUAACAUGUCAGUGACUUCUUCAUUAAAAGGAGGUGAUCUGUGUUAGUUAUAGUGCACCUUAUCUCCCUUUCUGGUUCAUGUCUUCUAUUUCCACCCACGAUCAUUAUGAUUAGUUCUUACCUUUUUUUGGUUCUAAGAAAUGAAGUCUUUCAAAAAGAAACAACAUAUUUAAUUCAGAAAGGGAAUACAGCCUGUUCCAUAGGUUUAAAAUUUAAAUACCACCCCAAGGGAAUGAACCACACGAAUAACUAGCCUCACUCUGAACCCUGGAGGUAGUUCUUAUCCUAACCCUGUAGUUUGUCUCAUUGGUAAACACACCACACAGGAAAAUGCUUACUGUUUACUUUUCCUGGUGCUGCUGUAGAAAUGAGGUGAUAGCAGUGAUGAAGGAAACAAAAGCCCUGGCUGUGUUUAUACUGGGGAUCGCACCCCAGGAUGCUCUACCACUGAGCCGCAUCCCUACCCUUUUUCAUUUUGAGAGAGGAUCUUGCUAAAUUCACAAGGCUGGCUUUGAAUUUAUAAUCCUGCCUCAGCCUUGGGUCACUGGGAUUACAGACAAUGCCACCAUGCCUGUCAUCUAGGUGGUUUUGAAUGGGCAUUUCUUUUUGGUUGGGUCAUGUGCACAUAGCAUUUUAUCUUCCAGUGCAUGUGGUCAGGUUGUAAAUGCCUAACUAGUUAAAAAUGCACAGAGUUGGAGGACAGAUGAUUAACUCAAUUAUACUCACAUGAAGCAUAAAUUCCUUUAUAGAUAAUUGUAUUUUCCCAGUACAUAACAAAAUAGAGAUUAAUUGUAGAUUUGGAAGGUGAAGGUGCAUGAAUGACUUAAUUGACUCAUCGAAAUGUCAUGGAAGGAAGCACUAGUGGGGAAAUUCUAAGGAUUAGUACUUGCCCCACAAACUUAAAAAAUAAAAAUCUUAAUUGUGACUUGCAUCUGGCAUAAUAUGAAAGGGGCAGACCAUAGAAUCCACAGAAUAAAGGGGCUGGGAGUGUAGCUCAGUGGUAGGACACAUGUUUUGCAUGAACAAGGUCCUGAGUCCAAUUCUAGUACCUCUCACCAAGUCACAGGAUGUGCCCAAUUAAAAAAUAAAAAAAUCAUGCAAACAGGAUAGCAGUAUGUGAGAUGGGUCAAAGUAAGACUAUUUGGAUAUCUUGGAGACGAAUCAUUUGUCCAGAGGUCUCAACCUAGAGAGUUGCCAUGAUUUCGCAGGUUUUGGCUUCUCUGUGACAUGGCAAAUGAGAAAUGUGAUUUAUAUUUGUUCCUCCUUACUCUGGAGAAGGGGACCCUUGACAUGUCACCCAUACUCAGUUCAUUUUUUAUCUAAUAAAGACUAUCCAGGUUAGAAAGUCCUUUUUGUAAGGAAGGGGUGGGAAUUUGACAUAAAAUUGCCUCACAGUAGAAUCCCACACUGGGAGCUUUGAUAAUCCUUUACAAAUAUUUGGGGAGCACCCAUGUCAGGCACUACUGUAGACACUAGUUUAGCUGGUGAACAAAAUGUGCAAAGUAAUAGCCUGUAGCUGCAUUCAGGACAGGUGCUCAACAGCAAAGAGAAACGCCUCAGCCCACACUUCAGCUGGUCUUCGCUUACUGUCAUGAAUCUGCACUUCCCAUGGUGACAAGUUGGGGCACCUAACUCCCGGCGCUCUUCAGUCAGGGCCCAGAAUGAAUGGAGAAUGAAUGGGCUGCUCAGGCCUCCCUUGAGAACCAGGUGGGGAGUUCCCAUCAGAGGCUGGCAUCCCAGAGAAAGUGAGACAAUGGCAGUGCCAACUUAAAUCCCUUUUGGCUUCACCAUUCACCAGGCCAUGGCUAACAUGAAGCCUGCCGUGUCCCAAAGGGAAACUGUAUUAACUGCUUAAUACUUUCCUGUGCUCCAUUUCCAACUUCAUGUGUGGUAGGGUAAAUGACCGAUUGCGUGUGACUUCUCAUCCCUUUCUUCUCCCAAGUAACCACAUGCUCUUUGGUUGUGCUUGGCCACUGGUCUUCACCGACUGCCCUACGUUGGACCUCUGUAUGAUUCUCUCCAUUCCCUGAUGAGACAGGCAAAAUGUCAGGGGCUUUGGCCCACUCGGACCACUGCCUCUGUGCCCCGCAUCGGCCACCCCGCCAUGCACAGACCUUGCUGGCCCUCCAGGGGCACGUCCAAGCUGGAGGCCCCCCCAAGUACUCGCGGAUCUCUCCCAGGAGACUAUUUGCCGAGUGGAAAACGGACACGCCCUAGGAUGACCUCGCCGCCAAGUGUGCGGGAGGGCGCGGCCCUAGUUCGGACGCCUCCGGGGGACCCCCGCGGGGACCUGUGCUAUGGGCGCGGCUUCCGGGGGGUCGUUGCUGGAGCCGCAGGGACCGGGGUUGGGAAGGCCCGGGCGUGGCUUGGGAGCGGAGGGCCACGGACGUCUGGUUUGGUGCUGGGCCAGGCGGUCAGUGGUUAGAGGUGUCGGGGAGGCUAAGGCCCGAGACCGGCGGUCAGGGCUGUGGUGGUCGAGGCUGUGGUGGUCGAGGGACCCCGGCGGCACGGAGGGAGGCGGUGAUGCAGAGGCGUCCUUGUCUGGCCCCGGUGCCUGUGCGCUCCGGCGGCGGGAGCUGCGGGCUGGGCUGCUGGGCUCCUGGGCCCGGGGCUGAGGCUCAGGGUUGGAUGCUGGGAAGGCCGUGCUGAGGCCACGUCUACCGCCGCUGCAUGUCGGGUUCAGUUCUUCAGGUCCGAGUUCGCCCUCGCCACAACAGUAAAGCGCUUGGCAUCCUCACCAUGGCACACUGGUAAGGUAACUACCAAAGACACUUUUUGUUGUUACUGUUGUUUUGACUAUAUCCUCCAGGAACCAGUGAGAAGAAAUCAACCAAAGAGACAAAAUGAGCCUUUUCUCCCCCCCAGGAUCUAGGCUUUCCCCUCUACCAAGGGAUGGAUGCUGUUACUGGCAGAGUGAGGGAUUAGUGUUUUAAGGACUUUAAAAUGGGACCAGUUCAGAUGUGGCCUCUGUUCAGGUACAGCGUGUAGAAUGUGAACAAGUUCAGUUCCUUAUUUGGUUCAGAAACACAUCUGCUUCUAGAGACAUCUGUGUGGUCCACUGCCGCACUGCAAAGUGCCCAAAUGAUUGCUGCCUCUCCUCUUUCCUUUCUUUAGAAAUAUAAAGACUGUGUCCACAGAUAGUCAGAGGUUGGACACUGAGAAUAGGUGUUUUCCCCUAAACAAGAUGAAAAUUAACUUGAUACUACAGAUGGAAGAAAAGGAAUGAAUUUUAGAAGUAGACUAUCACGAAUUUCGAAUUUCAAAACUAUCACAGAUGCACUGAAAUGAAAAUGCUGCAGACUUGACAUUCUGACUUGCCUCUUCAAUACACGUUUUCAAACAAGUUAUUCACUUAUUUUUCUGACUAGUAUAGUCAAUAUGUGGUUACCCUUAGUGGGCUUUUCCAAACCAAAAGUCGUAAUAUUUGCAUGACUAAAAUAUUGGUUCUUUGCUGCAAUCUUUCAUCUUUGCAUUUUACCUUCUGUGGUGCUGGUGGUUGAAUCCAGGGCCUCAUUAAUGCUCGUCAAGCACUGGGGAGCUAACUCCCCAGACAUUUGUGUGUGUGUGUAUGUAUGUGUGUUUGUUUUCCUGGUACUGGGGAUUGAACCCAGAGUUGCUUUACCCACUGAGCCACAUCCCUAGUCCUUUUUAUUUACUUAAUUUAUAAUUUUGAUACAUCUCAGUAGGUUACUGAGUGCCUGGUUCUACAGGUGUGUGUCAUUGUGCAGGCCUGGCUGACUGCACUCUUUGAACAUGAUUUCAUAGUUUCUUUAAUCAUAAAAUAU
Sciurus carolinensis (gray squirrel) is the source of this 7042-nucleotide messenger RNA. It is a transcript of the gene Znf613, whose product is annotated as zinc finger protein 613. Bases 886 to 2808 code for a protein of 640 amino acids. NCBI's taxonomy places the organism in Eukaryota, Metazoa, Chordata, Mammalia, Rodentia, Sciuridae. The record is from RefSeq and is a predicted model, not a curated record. The transcript is spliced from 6 exons. Gene Ontology annotation, biological process: regulation of DNA-templated transcription.